Fomitiporia mediterranea MF3/22 is the source of this 2793-nucleotide messenger RNA. RefSeq lists its product as uncharacterized. Bases 1 to 2793 code for a protein of 930 amino acids. The record is from RefSeq and is a predicted model, not a curated record. The transcript has 8 exons. Lineage: Eukaryota; Fungi; Basidiomycota; Agaricomycetes; Hymenochaetales; Hymenochaetaceae.
AUGUCUACAGCAAGUGGUGAUCACCAUCAUCGUUAUAUCGUCUACCUGCCACGCAGUAAGGAUUCCAAACCCUGUCCUAUUCGUGUUCCGAAGAAUGCGGACGUCGAUGCCCUAGAUGCGGCAAUUCGUAAACAUCCAAAUUUCAAACAUCACGUAGAGGGCGAACAGCUAACUUUUUAUAAGUGUGGAAUUUUGAAUGUGGUCCCACGCAAGUCAUGUUAUGGACGUACUAUGGAUUGGCUUUGCAAACACGCGCGCGAUGAGGAGGAGGAGGAGGAGGAUAUGGAUAUGGGGCUUACAGACCGUCUGAAUGAAUAUUUUCCCGACGGCCCUGUGCCAGAGGACAAGAAGAUGAUAGAUGUUAUUGUUGUGACUAAAUCCAAAAGUUUGGAUGAUACUGUUUUCGGUAGCAACAAGCAACAUCCCGCAAGGCCCCACAAAGAUGACAAUGAAAUGAACAGGAUUGUUGAAGAAUUCUUUAAAAGAUUGGACAGAAGGCUUUGCGAACAUCUCAAAGGUCUACCAUGGAAGGAUGUCUGGCAAGCCUCGGAGGAUACACAACCCCACUACGCGCAAUUCAUUGAGAACCUCGGAAUUCCUCAAGUGUUAGGUCGCCCCGCACUACUCCUCCAUUGUCUAGGGGAUGGUGUGGUUGACGCGGAAAUUCUGUCGGAAUUGGCAGAUGGAUCGUCAAAAAUACUAACUAACACGUCUGGAAGUGGGAAGACUCGGCUAUUGAUUGAACUCCUGGCCAUGAAAUGGGGCUUUUAUUUCACAACUGCUGCUGACUUCGCCAACCUCCGGCUCGGUUCCCAGGAUGUGUACGAUGCAAUAUUCAUGCGGAUUCCCAACCAUACAAAUUUUACCGAGAAACCCAAGGAUGUACACAGCACCAACUCCCCAGAGCUGGAACCUGCAUACCGCCGCAACCAUAGCAUUGUUGCACGUUUAGUGUAUCAGAUCCUCACAGCUCGUGUUAUUGUCUUUGAGCACUUUUUGACAACAUUCCGUACCCUUUGGCCGGGCGGAAAUAAAGACAUCAACGAGGCCAAGCUGUACUGGUUGUCAUUGCAAUUGAAUUCCUCUGGAAUUUUAGGAUGUGACGUAUUCAAGGAUUUGGCAAAGAUCCUUGAUGAUGCCAGCAACAACUUUAUCAUGAUGGAUUCGCUAGAGAUCCAGAAUCGCUUAUUCAGAGCAAUAUCGGAGUUCAAGCUGGAUAGUGGCAUCUUCUUGGUACUCGACGAGGCGCAAGUGGCGGCAGAACAAUUGACCGGAUGUUUUAGGUCGUACCAAUUCCCAGAGAAGCCACAUGCUGUCCUGAGUCCGAUCAUUAAAUCGUGGCUUGCUGCUACAUCUUUUCCGAUCAUCGUGUCAAGCACUGGCCUGUCACUUAAUAUGAUCAACGAAACUGUAACUUCGGCGGUUGGGAAGCCGGCUACUUUCUUGCCAUUCACCACGACUGGCGCGUUUGAUGACAAGGUUCGACAAGAGAAAUAUAUUCGCCGGUACACACCUCCUGGCUUUCUUGACAGUGAUUCUGGGAAGGAAUUUCUCCAGAGAGCAUGGAAUUUUGCACGCGGAAGACAUCGCUUUACUGCAGCAUUGUUGACUCAACUUUUGAGAGCAUCGUUUCAAUCGCCUCACAGAACGCUGAAUGCCUUCGUCAAGUCCUUAUGCAAGUUUACUCCUGCCGAUGCUGAGCAGUUCAUAAAUGCAGAGCCAGAAAUUAGGGAAGGCUUUGGCGCUAUCAUACCACUGGAUUUCACAAAAAUCACAUCGAGGGUUGAUGUGCUUUGCAAUGUUAGUAGAGCAUUGUAUAAAUGGCUCGUGCUUCGAACCAGGCUUCCAUUUGAGAAUGAGAAAGACGACCUGAUAGAACUAGGGUUUGCCCGACUUGUCAACGACCCCGAAAAAGGAUAUAUUGAUGAACCGCUAGUUCUGCUUGGAGCAGCGCAGGAAUUCAGCAAAUCCUCCUUUUCACUAGAAUGUGAGGCUUUGAGUGGCCUCCAGUCACACGAAGGUCGAGGCGAACAUUUCGAGGAAUUUGUCGCAUAUUCCCUCGCGUGUGCAUUUGACGGGGAGAGGAAACUGUGCGAAUUGUUUUCCUUCGGGGAACAUGUCCCAGACUGGGCGCAACAAUGUGCCGAACUAGUUGCUCUCACUAUGGACAAUGGAGUGGUAAUGUCCAAUCGCUUUCAUCUACCACAAUAUCUCAGCUCUACAACAUCCAUCGGCAAGAGAUGUGAGACAGUCGAUGUGACGUUGGAAUGGUUCCGGAACCCAUCAUCGGUAAUCUGUUUCCCCGACAAGUAUAUGGGCCCAGACAUUGUUUUAUUUGUCUGCCUUGACUCUGGGUCGAUCCUGGCAAUCGAAGUGAAGUGUAAAUGGGUCAGCAAGGGAACGUUAGAUAAGGAGGCGUGGGAGAGUGCAGUUUCGACCCUUGAUCUUGCACAGCUGUACAGACGAAAGAGUUUGGGUGCCAGAAAAACUGACAAGGCCAGGGGCACUGUUUUGGAUCUUUUCAACUGUCUAAACCCAAUAACCCCUCUUCCAAAUGAUAAGUGGUUCCAAGACAGAUUGCCGGUAUUGCGGGUCAUUGCAUCAUUCCCCGCUACACCUUUUGAAGCUCAACGUCGAGGAUCGACUUAUUAUACAACCUUUAACAUGGAAUACUGCUCAGAAGUAACACAUGCAACACGUUUGCUGGAGAGUGUGAGCCUUUCGCUUCUUAAUGUCAGAAAGUACACAGGAGAUGGUAGUGCAGUUGUCCCGGCCAAGAGGCAGCAUACAUAA